Messenger RNA from Salvia splendens (bonfire salvia), 2595 nucleotides. RefSeq lists its product as uncharacterized. NCBI's taxonomy places the organism in Eukaryota, Viridiplantae, Streptophyta, Magnoliopsida, Lamiales, Lamiaceae. The transcript has 9 exons. The record is from RefSeq and is a predicted model, not a curated record. Bases 123 to 2423 code for a protein of 766 amino acids.
UAGGAAUGUGAAUGACGAAGAAAAGAAUCUGUGUGAUUGAGUCGGCAAAAUAAACUGAAAAUCAGCAACCAAAUCCUCAAAAACUUGGGGGUUUUCUAUUUCCGCGGACGAUUUCGAGAUCAAUGGACAAGGAGAAUGCAGAACCGGCGGCAAAGAACGACAGUCUCUGGAAUUUGAAAUCAAUUUUCUCAAAGAAGACCAGCGCCGCCGCUGCCGAGAACCCGCCCAACGACAAUCCGCCGCUUCCUUUUCUCGCAGCUCACACCAACUCCGUUGUUUCUCGUUGCUCCAAGAUUCUUGGCAUAUCAGCCAAAGAGUUACAGGCCCUAUUCGAUGUUGAGCUACCUGAUAAUCUUAGGCAACCUCCAUCCUAUGCUAGGAACUUCCUUGAAUUCUGCUCGUAUAAAGCACUACAUUUGGCCACCACAAAACCCAAUUAUUUAACUGACAAGGAAUUUUGCCACCUGACAUUUGAUAUGAUGGUCGCAUGGGAUGAUCCUGGUGUUGAUAGUAACCUCAUAGAUAAAGAAACAGCAUCUUGCAGCAAUCAGGACGUGGAGGGUGAAGAUGGUUGGUCAUUAUUUUAUUUCAAUUCAACCAAAAUGGCUUUUCAGGUGGUUAUCACUCAAAUGAGUUCAGUGUUAGUAUUGACUAUUAAGAAACUCAUGCUACAUAUGUUCUGGAAAUUUUUUAUUUAUGAAUUUGUUAUAUCAUAUUACCAGCACCAUUUAUGUCAAUUAUGUUAUUGCAAACAUAAGGUUGAUGACAAGAAAACUGUUGGGCCAGAGGCUUUUGCUCGGAUAGCUCCUGCCUGUCCAAUUAUUGCAGAUGUAACCACGGUUCACAAUCUUUUUGAUGUUCUGACCAGUUCUUCAGGUUCCCGACUUCAUUUUCUGAAAUACGACAAAUACCUUCGGAGUCUUGAUAAGGUUGCAAAGUCAGCACAAAAUGCAUUGGGACCACAGGCCAUUGCCGCUCUUUCACUUGCUGAUGAUGAAAUUAUUAUAGAUGUUGAUGGCACAGUUCCUACACAGCCAGUUUUACAGCAUAUUGGCAUGUCUGCAUGGCCAGGGCGGUUGACAUUAACAAACCAUGCUCUUUACUUUGAGCCUGGCGUUGGUUUAUAUGACAAAGCUGUAAAAUACGAUCUAGCUACUGACAUGAAACAAGUUGUAAAGCCUGAAUUAACUGGACCACUGGGUGCUCGUCUCUUUGAUAAAGCUGUUAUGUACAAGUCAACAACCACAGCAGAGCCUGUGUAUCUGGAAUUUCCUGAAUUCAAAGGUUGCUCGAGGAGAGACUAUUGGCUAGAUAUAUGUCUGGAGAUUCUACGUGCCCACAGGUUCAAUAGGAAAUAUAGUUUAAAGGGAAAUCAGCAAUCAGAAGUGCUUGCUCGGGCGAUUCUUGGAAUUUUUCAGUUUCAUGCAGUUAGAGAGGCCUUCCGCAUCGCAUUGUCCAACUACAAAGCAUUGUUGUGUUUUAACUUGGCUGAAAGUCUUCCAGGGGGAGAUAUGAUAAUAGAAACUCUAGCGAGUCAAAUUGCCCUCAUAACUCCUAGUGCUGGCCAACAAGAGGUUUCUGUUUCUCCAAAUGCAAAUAGACAGCCCAUAUUCCCUGUUGCAUUUCUGACGCUUAUUAGACUAAGAAUUGUUUCACCGAAAGAGGGAGAAGUAAAUGUAGAAGCAACAUAUCCUGCUGGGAAUCUUCAUGUUGGUGUAGCAAAUCCUCUAGAAGCUGUCGUGAAGCAGUUGGAACAGAACACUGGAAAGGCUGAAGCUGCUCAAGCCACUGUGGAUCAAGUGAAAGUUGAAGGGAUCGAUACAAAUGUAGCAGUGAUGAAGGAGUUGCUCUUCCCAGUUAUUGAGAUAUAUAGCCGGAUUGAACGUCUGGCUUCCUGGAACGAUCCCUACAAGUCAUUGAUGUUUGUGGUAAUAUUUAGCUAUUUGAUAGUUAGGGGUUGGAGCAAGUACUUAGUACCAUCCAUUUUGGUAUUUAUAGCACUCGUGAUGCUGUGGCGCAAAUAUUUUUGGAGAAGAAGACAACUGGAGGCAUGCAAAAUUGUAGCUCCUCCUAGUAAGAAUGCAGUGGAGCAGCUGCUACUAUUACAAGAAGCAAUAUCGCAAAUUGAGUCAUUAAUCCAAAGUGGCAAUGUCGCUCUUCUAAAAAUAAGAGCACUUCUUUUUGCUGUUGCACCACAGGCGACGGAUAAGCUGAGUGUGGUGUUGUUUGCAAUGGCUUUGGGACUUGUAUUUGUGCCAGUGAGAUAUGUGAUCUUGAUGGGUUUUCUGGAGUAUUUCACGAGAUAUAUGCCGCUGAGAAGGGAAGAUACUGAAAGAGGGAUGAGAAGGUUGAAGGAAUGGUGGAUCAGGAUACCAGCAGCUCCUGUUCAGAUUGUCAAGCCAGAUGACAAAAAGAGGAAAUGAUCACCAACGUUUUGCUACUUUCUUUAUGUAAAUAUUUUCCCCCAAUGUAUUAGGUUUUGUCUUGGAAAAAUACUAGUGCACCUUUUGGGCCUAGUUAUAAUUUCACCAUUAUCCUGGUGAAAUGUUGUGUUGUAGUACUAUUAUAAUUAUAAAAAUUUAAAAGUCAUGCUAA